This is a messenger RNA of Exophiala aquamarina CBS 119918, 1014 nucleotides long. RefSeq lists its product as uncharacterized. Lineage: Eukaryota; Fungi; Ascomycota; Eurotiomycetes; Chaetothyriales; Herpotrichiellaceae. The record is from RefSeq and is a predicted model, not a curated record. The coding region runs from base 1 to 1014 and encodes 337 amino acids. The transcript is spliced from 3 exons.
AUGUCGAAACUCAUUGUAGUCGUCGGCAUCACUGGCAACCAAGGGGGCUCAGUGGCACACAGGUUUCUGCAAGACUCAAAUUACCGUGUUAGAGGAGUGACACGCAACCCCGAAGCCCCGAAAGCAAAGGAGUUCGCCACCCGUGGUGUGGAAAUUGUACAGGCUGAUCUGGAUGAGGCCAAAAGUCUCAAGAAAGCAUUCAAUAAGGCCAAUGUCAUAUUCGCAGUUACGAAUUACUGGGAGCCGUUCUUUCGACCAGAUUGCCGACAGGAGGCGCAGGAGGCGGGCAUCUCAUGUCGAGAGCAUGCAUCUCAUGUCGAGUAUCGGCAUGGUAAGAACAUAGCUGAUGCUGCUGCUACUGAGGUCGAUACAUUACUCCCUAAUGGGUUUCUUGUCUCCACGUUGAGUCAUGCUGGCAAAUGCAGUAAAGGAGCAUUCAAAGAAUUGUACCAUUUUGAUGCGAAGGCCGACAUCUUCCCGGACUAUGUCGGUAGCAAGCAUCCUGGUCUGGCGUCGAAGAUGUCAUGCAUUCAGACCGGCUACUUUUUCACAAGCUAUCGACUAAUCCCAGACUUGUAUCUUAAGAAGUUGUCGGACGGCAGCUUCCAGAUGAGUCUCACGACAAACCCUGACAAGCCUGCACCGCACCUCGAUGUCGUCGCUGACAUGGGUAAUUUCGUGUAUGCUGUAUCACAUAGAUCGCCCGGCGGCCACUACAUGGCCGAGGGAUCCACCUGCAGCUGGUCGGACUGGGUCAGAAUCUGGGGCGAGAUCACUGAUCAGAAAGCUUCGUACCGGCAUGUCACGCCGCGGCAGAUGAUAGACAUGGCCCCUGACAAGGAGUUCGGUAGAGAGGUUGCUGAAAUGUUUAUGUAUACCUCCAACCCUGGGUACGACGGGGGAAUGGAAUUAAUCACGGCAGCAGAUAUGAGGAAGGAAGGUAUUGAUUGCCCUAUGACAAGCCUAGAGGACUUUGUCCGCAAGACUGACUGGACCGAUAUUCUCUCACAAUGA